Spea bombifrons (plains spadefoot toad) is the source of this 2334-nucleotide messenger RNA. It is a transcript of the gene PLEKHA8, whose product is annotated as pleckstrin homology domain containing A8. Bases 274 to 1893 code for a protein of 539 amino acids. NCBI's taxonomy places the organism in Eukaryota, Metazoa, Chordata, Amphibia, Anura, Pelobatidae. The record is from RefSeq and is a predicted model, not a curated record. Gene Ontology annotation, cellular component: membrane; cytosol; cytoplasm. The transcript is spliced from 14 exons. Gene Ontology annotation, molecular function: ceramide 1-phosphate transfer activity; ceramide 1-phosphate binding. Gene Ontology annotation, biological process: intermembrane lipid transfer; ceramide transport.
GAGAGGCGCUGUGCUUUCGCCUAUUUGAUCACAAAUCUCCAGCCGUUCGGGCAGUAGAAUAGCGGGUUGUUUGCUCUCUGGCGAUUGAAACGUACAGUGGGCGUUGUGUUGCGUCACCAGGAGUUGUUAUUUACUAGGUACUAGUGUCUGUACUUCCGCCCGCGUUGGGUCCUGUGUCUGCUGUAGUACUGAGACAUCAGCUCAGGGGAGGCACAGGGCUGUCAGUAGCACGACUUUGGGGCAUGCGAAGUUAAUCAAGACAAGCCCCGGAGCAUGGAAGGGAUAUUGCACAAGUGGACCAAUUACCUGAGCGGGUGGCAGCCUCGAUGGUUUCUUUUGCGUGGAGGGAUAUUGUCUUAUUACGACUCGAAAGAAGAUGCUUGGAAGGGCUGUAAAGGAAGCAUUCAAAUGGCCGUUUGUGAAAUUCAAGUUCACCCCACAGAUAACACACGGAUGGACUUGGCUAUUCCAGGGGAGCAGUACUUUUACCUGAAAGCCAGGACGGCAGCUGAAAGACAGCAGUGGCUGGUGGCGCUGGGGUCAGCUAAAGCCUGCAUUACGGACGUCCGCACAAAGAAGGAGAAAGAGUUCAGUGACAAUACAGAUGUUCUGAAAAGGAAGAUGUCGGAAUUAAGACUGUACUGUGAUAUUCUAGUGCAACAAGUCAACAAAACGAAAGAAAGCUCUGCAGUCGGCGAUGAGGAUUCUCAGGAAAAUGUUGAUAUGGGAACACUUUUGAAAUCUACAUGUAAUACAUUCCUGAAAACGCUGGAGGAGUGUAUGCAGAUUGCAAAUACCACCUUCACGUCUCACCUCGUGCAGGCUACACCUCCAGGAUCUCCACACCUCUCCGUUCUGAAACCCACCAAGGUACGUCGGUCUACAUUGCCAACUCAUGCAUCUGCGCAAAGGAAAAUUGAAUUGAAUAAUAACCUUGAAAAUGGGUCAUUAAAGGAAGAGAACAACCACAAAGAGCAUUCAAUAAAUGAACAUGUCCAUUGCAUCGGUAUGGAAAUUUCCAGAAACGUGCCUGUCAGCUCUCUGUCCGGUGAUUGGAACAAACGUUUAGCAGAUAGUAAAGGGACCCCGGAUACCAUUUCUCAGAAUGCAGACAGCACUGCAGUCAGCGACCGAACCGAUGGAAGGACAGAUGUACAGGCUGAAGCACCCUCGGUGGCCAGCACGCAGCAGCAAGAUGAAGGUGGAGGUGAUGGAAGUGAUGGAGGAGGAGAAGAAAUGGGAGGCUCUGAUGAUCUUCACACCUUUUUCAAUGCAAUGACUCACAGAUUCAGCGACAUUAUAUUGGAUGAUGAAGAUGGAAUACCAACCGAAUAUUUUCUGAACUCAUGUUAUGCAAUUGUUCCCGUUCUGGACAAGCUGGGAUCAACAGUGUUUGCUCCUGUAAAAAUGGACUUUGUGGGAAAUAUUAAGAAAAUAAACCAAAAAUACAUAACCGAUAAAGAAGAGUUCACGACUCUACAGAAGAUCGUCCUCCAUGAAGUUCAUGCAAAUGUGGCACACGUCAGGAACUCUGCAACCGAGGCUUUGUUGUGGCUCAAAAGGGGAUUGAAGUUUUUGUAUGCAUUUCUAACUGAGCUGAAAAAUGGUCAGAACGACAUCCAAGCAGCCUUAAGUAAUGCAUAUGGUAGGACAUUACGGCAGUAUCACGGCUGGGUUGUACGUGGUGUUUUCGCGUUGGCCCUAAGAGCAGCACCAGCGUACGAUGGAUUUGUGGCCGCCCUCGCUGUCAAUGAGGGAGACGACAAGAGAGACUCUUUCCAUGUUGCCAUGAAGAGAGACCUGAGCAUCUACCUUCCUGCCAUGGAGAAGCACCUACACCUCCUGGACAGUCUGUACGAAAAACAUGGUUUGGAAUCAGAUGAAGUAGUAUGAGGAGUAGUGACCGGUCGAAGAUUCAGGGAUUUCAGAUGUCAUUGAUCUCAUUGGUUCCCCUAGGCCAGCUGUAUGAGUGGCAUCUUCUGAUGCUACCGUAACGUCUUUUAUGAAGAGCAUUGAAAAGGGAAACGUUCUGUUAUCUGGACUUCUGUUUUGGCUGUGAAGUUGCCCUCUUAAGGGCUCAUAAGUCUAUUGGGCUUCAGUCUGAGGACCUCGUUUGAGUAGCCGUUUCAGUGAAUGGGGAGUAACAGAUAAGAAAUGUAACUUAUUAUUAGAGCUUUGUCAUUCAGAGGAGUCUCAAAAUGCAGAUACCUAUAUUAAAUAUAUAUUAUUUGUUGUAUAUAAUGUAGUCACACGUUUUAAAAAUUUCAUUUUGUGUAAAUGAACGAACAGCUAAAUACCAAGAGGCUCUAUUGGCCUAAUAAUUACAAGAGAGGA